UUGCUAGAACGUGUAUGAGUCACCACACUAUCCCUACAAGAGAAAAUGCUUCAUCGCUUGAAAAAAAAUUCAUUCGGAACUCAUCGGUUUCAGCACUGGUCAGGAAUUAGAGUUCUAGAACGAGUCAACAACCAGUACUGAGGUACCACUGUCUGUGUCUUUCAAGUUUCCAUCAGUUUUCUAAAGCCACAAGUGAGAGACUGAAUUCGAUGAUGGCUUGCUACACAGAUGCCUGAAUUAACGGGAGCUAGUAAAUAACACAGCUCUCGAUACCAUGUUUUAGUGGUUGACAAAAGAAUGUCUUCUCAAGUCCUUUCCUGGGCCCCAUGAUUAGACAAACACCAACACAAGACAAGGGUGUGGGAGAGGAUUAGAAACCGAAUCCCUCCAUCAUUUGCAUUUCCACAUUUAGAACCAAGAGUUCUGGGACAAACAAAUGGAGUGAAUUUGGAAAUGCUGCAGCAACUGCUUCCUCCUGGGACAUGAAUAGUGGGAGCUAUCAGGACAUGCCUACCAAAUGCUAGGGGGGCAUUGUCUCCUAGACGGCGAAGCGGAGUGACAGCUCAGGAUGACUGAGAGCUGCAGUCCCCCAGAAGAGUUGUCCUCCUUGCACACCAUCUUACUUUUCACAGUGGUAGGCAUCGAGUGCAUCGUUGGUAUCAUUGCGAAUGGGUUCAUUGUGGCUGUACAUGCAGCUGAAUGGAUUCAGAUUAAGGCAGUUUCCACAAGUGGCAGGAUCCUGGUUUUCCUGGGUGCAUCCAGGAUAGCUCUCCAAGGCUUCAUGAUGCUAGAAAUUACCAUCCGCUCCACAGCUCCACAUUUUUAUAAUGAAGACAGUGUCUAUGAUACAUUCAGAGUAAGUUUCAUGUUCUUGAACUAUUAUAGCCUCUGGAUUUCUGCCUGGCUCAGUUUCUUCUACUUCGUGAAGACCGCUGACUUCUCCUGCUCCCUCUUCCUCAAGCUGAAGCGGAGAAUCACUGGGCUGAUGCCCUGGCUUCUGCGGCUGUCAGCGCUUACCUCCUUGGGCUAUAGUAUUCUCUUCUCCAAGGGCAUCUACACCAUUUACUGCAACAGUUCUGUGCCUGUGCCCUCCUCCAACGCCACUAAGAAACAAUACUUCACCGAGACCAAUAUGGUGAACCUGGCUCUGCUCUAUAACCUGGGGAUCUUCAUCCCUCUCAUCAUGUUCAUCCUGACGGCCACCCUGCUCAUCCUCUCUCUCAAGAGGCACACUCUACGCAUGGAAAGCAACGCCACGGGCUCCGGGGACCCCAGCAUGGAGGCCCACGUGAGGGCCAUCAGAGCUACCAGCUACUUUCUCGUUCUCUACACUGUCAACGCAGUUGCUGUCUUUCUCUAUAUGUCCAACAUCUUUGAUGACAACAGCUCCUGGAAUAGUCUGUGCCAAGUCGUCAUGGCUGCCUACCCAGCUGGCCACUCGGUGCUGCUGAUUUUGGACAACCCUGGGCUGAGAAGAGCCUGGAAGCGGCUGCAGUCUAGAGUUGAUCUCCACCUAAAAAAGUAAACUCUAUGACCGACACCGUGAGAGGAUCACAGCAGAGCCGGCCGGCUCUGCCUCUCUGUCACGCGGACCUCUCUCUUCCCCCGUCUUCUCUUGCCCGAACCUGAUCUGACCCUUUGACCUGGCGCAGCUUUUGUAGAGGAGUGUGGUCUUCAUUUCUCUCUUUUGCUUCAUGGGCACAAGCUUAGUGAUGCCCAAAACGUCCUCUACCUGAGCUUUCCAUUUCUGCCUCCCUUGCUCUACAGAAAGCAGAGAUUCUAGAACCUGCUCCAAGUUAGAAUCUCUAGGGGAGAUUUUUGGAAAUUCCAAUGUCCAGGUCUGAUUCUAGAUCCUUUAAGUCCACAUUUCUGGCGUCAGAACGUAGACAGUUUUGUAAGUUCUCAGCAAGAUUCUGAUGUAUAGCCAGAGUUGAUACAGCCACCAAAAUAGAGGCAGGCGCUGCAGCCCGAGCUCCAGGCCCCUUCCCUCUUUCCCCAUCCACCUGCCCUGGAGACAUUCAGAGGAUCCGGGAAGCCUUCUAAGGAGCAGCUGGAAAUGUAUUUUGUCUCCAUUCUCAAAAAAUACAACCUGAAUAAUAUGCAAAUAUCUAUCAACAUUAACAGUAAUAAAAUACCCUUAAACCCAAAAAGUACUAAGAAUUUUUCCUAUAGAUAAGGUAUGGUCAUAUAUUGCAAUAAGCAUAUGUGAAGACAUG
Messenger RNA from Phyllostomus discolor (pale spear-nosed bat), 2216 nucleotides. RefSeq names its product taste receptor type 2 member 39. Gene Ontology annotation, biological process: sensory perception of taste; G protein-coupled receptor signaling pathway; detection of chemical stimulus involved in sensory perception of bitter taste. Gene Ontology annotation, molecular function: bitter taste receptor activity; G protein-coupled receptor activity. NCBI's taxonomy places the organism in Eukaryota, Metazoa, Chordata, Mammalia, Chiroptera, Phyllostomidae. Gene Ontology annotation, cellular component: membrane. The record is from RefSeq and is a predicted model, not a curated record. The transcript has a single exon. The coding region runs from base 569 to 1525 and encodes 318 amino acids.